GCUGAUCACACUCUAUCUGCUGCAUCUCAGGACCUAGCUGGUGAUGACCUAACACGCAGCGUGAAGAAAGUAUCGACCAGUUCUCUGGAGAGGAAUGUGCUAAGCUGGGAGGAAAGGUUCUUUGGAUUCUUGUGCCCAACAUGAACUUCUUUUGACUUAAAUUAUUGUCCUUUUAUGCUUGGGAGCCCAUAUUACUUCACGUGAGUAUCACUGGGUAAACAUUUACUUAGUUCACGCCUCUGAAAACGUGCCCUAAAACAAGAGUGAGUGUUAGCCGUACCUGAGGGUGUAUAAUUAUCACUUCUGCUUGGAACAGAUCAUUUCUAGUCGCAUAAGUUCACCAUGGACUUGGUGCAGAACUCUAGUCAGAUCAUGUGGGGACUGAACACUCGGUUGAAGGGCUUUCUGGAGCAGGUGAAUAGACUGCAGGAGACCAACCAACAAUUGGAAGCCCAGAUAGCAGAGAGGGGCAUGAGAAACACCUUGCGUUGUCAAGACUGGUCCAAGCAGGAGGAAGCUGUGAAAGAACUUCGUGCUCAGGUUGCCAAACUCCUAUUGGAGAACGCUGAGUUGGCAUUGCAGUCUGAAAGCAUGAAGUCCAGAGCUGCUGCUAUCCAGACCAGGUGUGAAACAGAACAGCGAAACACCAUGCGUCUUGAGGAACAGGUGGCUGUGUUGAGGGAGUCAAAGAUAAAGAAUGAGCAAAGCCGCAUGAUUCUGCUGGCAGACAUUAACCACUCCAUGACAGAGCUUCAUGAUAUAAACCAAGAGUAUGAGGCAGCCCGAGCUCUGCAGUUGCAGCGAUUUCCCUCCUGUGAUGCUCUAUUAGCAGCCACCAGGGUAGAAGGUAAACAGGAAGAGGAUGGCACAGGGAUGGAGCUCACCAAACUCCUCGAUCAAAUCAGAGCUCAGUGUAACCUGAACAGACUUCCCAACCACAAUGAGAGGCACAGAUAUCCUGGACCGAGCCAAUCUGAAGCUGGAGCUACAGCAUCAACAUCAUCAACAACAACACACAGUGGAGCCUUCAUCGAGGAGGAAGUGGCAUGGACACAAGUUAACCUCGGCAGCAAUGCACUCGUAGAGGCUCGGGCAGAGUUAGCUGAAGCCCGAAAGCAAUGGCACUCUCUGCAGGUGGAGAUUGACACCUUACGUGCCUUGGAGAAAGGCCUGGAGAACUCCCUACAGAACACCCAGCAGCUGUACUCCAGCCAGUUGCAGGAACUUUCCCAGGUGAUCACUGGGCUGGAGAUUGAGCUGGAGCAAGUCAGAAACGGGCUGGCCAUGCAGCGUCAGCGCCACAGUCAGAUGCUCAACACAAAAAUACGACUGGAGCGAGAGAUCUCCACUUAUAGACGACUGCUGGAACGAGAAGAGGGCAGGUACAUGAGCGCAGGUGAACAACAGUUGAGAUUGCAACUCUUGAGAUCUUCUUUGGUAGAAGCGAAUAAAAAGGGUGCUGAAAACAGCUUCAAUGACUCCUCGAUCACUCCGGAUGAACCAAAAUCCGAGCCUCUGCCUGAAACAACUCCACUCCUACAAAAGGACAGCAAACCAAAGGAAAGCUCCAUACUCCAUCGGCCACAGAGCCUUGUCAUACUGACAGAACCAGAACAAGAAAAACAAUUACCAAUCGCCACUGUAAGGACUCAGGAGAUUCUUCAGGGUAAUAUAGUGCAAGAGAGUGCAGAGGGCCAUGGCACUGUUGAGACGGAAAAGAUUGACAAGGUCAUCAAGCAGUGGGAGAGCUCCUUCUUCAGGGGCAAUCCAAAACUUCGCAAGAAGUCUGUGUCCCUGCGCUUCGACCUGCACAUGGCGGUAGCAGAUGAGGGGUGCGCCCAAAUUAAACAGGACAGUCUUCCAGAUGUUGAGGUCCGUCUCAUCAUGAAAAGAUCCCGGAGCAGUGCGGCUAUCACCCCGUGAAUUGUGGGAUUUACCCGGUGGGUGAAGACUUUGACAUUAAUCAAUUGCAUGCAAAUUGAUUUGAUACUGAAGUUGCCGAAAAACCAGCUCAGAAGAUACAUUUGACUUGUUGCAGAAAUCACUCGUCAAUUCAUUAGCAAUUCAAUGUUCAUGUUUCUUUCUUCCUUUUUUUUUUUUUUUUUUUUUUUUGGUGUAACAUUUGGGUGUAAUAAACAUACCAUAUGUAUAACAUAUAUAAUAUAUCAAAGUAUUUGAGUUAUAAACAAAGAUGUGUUAAAAAUUGAGAUUGUGAGACUUGAAGAUCUUUUACAAUGGUUGUCUUAUAUGUCCUGGAUUACCAGAGCUCAUGUUAACUUUGUGCAAUUUUCAAAUGGCAGUCAAUUGAACCUACUCCGGUCAUUAUUUUUUCUAUAUUUGUAGUGAUUAUAGACAUACUCCAGUUAUUGUUUUAGCUGUGUCCCUGAGUGUUUGCAUAACUAAACCAUAACACACUUGUGUGUGCUUUGUGUGGUUGUAUUACAGGUAAUGAUUUCAUGCUACAAAGCUCACAAAUGCAAAAUAUUGUUGCUAGGAUAUCGCUGUUAUUCAUAGCAUUACUCAGGCACACGCUCACGUCCAAGGAUAGUCGGUUUAAUUAUUUUUGUGGUCAGGCACAGUACCCUUUUUAACCAGAGAGUGGCAGCCUUUGUACAUAUACUGUAGUUUUUUGUUGUUUUGCUUUUUUUUUUUUUUUUUUUUUUUUUUGCUGUACAGUUCUGCACUACGUUAUAUAUAACUGUGGAAAUGCAACAUAAGAUGUCUGUCAAAUAAGACCAAGGGCGCAGGUUUGCAUAGGAAUGAUAGGGACAUAACACUACCAACAUUUCAGGAUGCGCAAAUUGUCCCCACCAACUUUUAAACAAUCUUAUUUGGAUUGUAAUGGCUUCAGUUAUACAAAUAAUUAAGAUCGUCUUAUCAUAUGUUGUAAGGAUAGAAUUGACACUACCAUUAUUAGGUGAAUUAUUUUCAUUAUGGUCAGACUUACACUACCCCAUUUCACUUGCUGAAUGUGCCAGUUCAUUUUUUCCCCCUGAAACACACACGCACCCACAGCCCCGACAGAAAUACAAAAUGCCAACAACAGAAAACAUGCCGCCUCCUCCGCCCCCUUUGAGGAGGAGGGAUAUAGAAAAAAACUUUCGGCCAGCAGCAGAAGCAGCCACUAAUGUAUAAAGACGUCAAUGUUGUGGAGGCGGGGAACACACUACUAAUUUUGGUACUGAAACUCCGGCCUGCAUCAUAGUUAGCAUAACAUUAACCUGUGUGAAUUUGCUGACCUACAAUACUCGAGUAGGAAAAUGCUUGGAGAGAAGUGUCCUAAUAUAUGUGUUUUCUAAUGUUAAUGUUAAUUAAACUGUGAGAAAUCGAUGUUUACUUCCUUCUCCCGAAUUUUCAUUUUUAAUUUAUUUAUGUGGUCUAAAACCAGCCCAAAGGAGCUUUCCUUUUUGUUUAGUUUGGCUGUGCUUGUGAACAAAAGCAGUAGUGUUUUACCUGAAGGAAGGCUCCAGUUGUAUUAAUUUUUUUUUUAUUCCCCGAUUUAGACGUUUUUUUAGUUAAAUUUAAUGUAUUUAGACAGACAAUGUUGAGUGGUCAUAAGACAAAUGUUUAUUUUGUGCAUUCCUGAUUAGUUGAGAGAUUAUUAACAAGUUUGUAAUUAUUGUAUAUGUUUAUAUAAUUCAAGUUAUGUUCAAAUAUUGUAAUUUAAAUGUGCUGAUAAAAUCCAGACGUUUAUUCUGGAAGCUUUGAAAAUGUUUGUUUAGUAGGUUCUGAAAACAAAGGUGUGAAUCGAACAGUGUAUCACCUGAACAAAUACAUAUGAAAGUACAAUAAUACAAUACGGAUUUAUUAUGCAUUGAUCAUUUAGCCUAUCGAAUAAUUAGGUUCAUAUUCAUGAGAAAUGUAGCCCUGACCCCCGUUCACCCAAUCUGUUUGGUCUUAUAAAUGUCCCGUCCCCAGCAAAAAGUGUACAUGCAGGUUAUGCUGUUAUAUAGUCCCUACCAAUGUUGAAACAUUCAUUCUGGCUGAAAAAUGCUCACCCUCUGUGUUUUGUAGUAGGCCUUCUAUUGUAACAGCUGAAUGCUUUCUUUUCAUCUUAAAAAUAAAGUGAAAAUGAUGCAAUGCUGAUGGUUAUGAUUAACAUUGGUGCAUUUCGACAGAAGCUUAACAUGUUUAUUCAUCAUAACAAAAAGUACAUUGCCAAAAUGAACAGAAGACAGUUUAAAAUGUACAGUAGUGCAAUACAGGAAAUAGUGUUAUCCAGUUUAUCCCUGCGAGGUUUUUGCUUUGAGAUUACACUAAUUUA
Molecule: messenger RNA, 4264 nt
Organism: Corythoichthys intestinalis (scribbled pipefish)
Lineage: Eukaryota; Metazoa; Chordata; Actinopteri; Syngnathiformes; Syngnathidae
Gene: krt222
Product: keratin 222
Exons: 10
Coding region: 343-1923 (526 amino acids)
Source: RefSeq, a predicted model, not a curated record